CUCAUACAGUCCAGUGAGGAGUCCACAGCUCCUCCUCCUCCUCCGCUUCAGUGUCCUCGCUUUUCCCUUAUAGUAAGUGAUAAGAAUAAACGAAGAAAAAAAGAGAGUAAUCUGCCGAAAAGACCCAUUUGGUCCCCAUGGACGACUUUUAAAGCGCUUUAGGCUGCUGCUUCUUCUUCUUCUUUCUUCUCCUUGUGAGAAUCAGGUAAAGAUGAACAAGAGGAACCGCCGAGAUAUCUCCGGUGGAGCUGGCAAUGGAGGCAUCAGAAAAAGUGAUUUUCAAUCAAUGUCCUCUGGUAAGGCGAAGAUAUGGGAGGAAGAGCAGGACGCUGGAGGAGGCGGAGGCGUGGAUGAACUACUGGCGGUGUUGGGUUACAAGGUCAAGUGUUCCGAGAUGAACGACGUGGCCGAUAAGCUGGAGCAGCUGGAAAUGGUCAUGGGCGCUGCCCCAAAUCUCUUGUGUGACACCGUCCAUUAUAAUCCCUCCGAUCUUUCUGGGUGGCUCCAGAGCAUGCUCUCCGAACUCAAUAAUCCGCCCAAUACUCUUAAUUACCGAAUGCUUCAGAGCCACCAUAUCGAUGACCCUCUUCACGUUCGUGCUGAAUCCUCCUCCGUCACCACGAAUCCCCAACAGCAACAGUUUGAGACGACCCAGUCCGCCCGGAUUUAUGACGACGACUCUGAGUACGAUCUGAGAGCUAUUCCUGGUUCUGCUGCCUACCCGCAGACCCAAGACGGGGAACUUAACCGAAAGCGAUUGAAAACGUCAGGUGGAUCCAAUUCUGCGCCUCCGCUUUUGCCAUCUUCGUCGCCCAUAGUUGGGGUUGCUGCUGCCGGAACUGUGUCUGAACCGACUCGGUCUAUUGUUCUGGUUGAUUCGCACGAGACCGGUGUCCAACUCGUCCAUACUCUCAUGGCUUGCGCUGAAGCAGUCCAACAAGACAACCUGAAGCUUGCAGAUGCUCUCGUCAAACGCGUCGAGUUGCUAGCUGCCUCGCAGGCCGGCGCGAUGGGAAAGGUCGCCACAUACUUUGCCGAAGCAUUAGCGCGCCGAAUUUACAAAAUUUACCCACAAGAUUGCCUCGAUGCUUCGUCCUCUGAUAUCUUGCAGAUGCACUUCUACGAAACCUGUCCUUACCUCAAGUUUGCACAUUUUACUGCUAACCAAGCGAUACUAGAAGCAUUUGCCACCGCCAGCAAAGUUCACGUUAUUGAUUUCGGGUUAAAGCAGGGGAUGCAGUGGCCGGCACUAAUUCAAGCGCUCGCAUUAAGGCCUGGGGGGCCUCCGGCGUUUCGGUUAACUGGUAUUGGUCCGCCCCAGGCGGACAACAUGGAUGCUUUGCAGCAAGUUGGGUGGAAGCUGGCUCAAUUGGCCGAAGCCAUUGGCGUGGAAUUCCAGUUCCGAGGAUUCGUGGCCAAUAGUUUGGCGGACAUCGACCCUUCCAUGGUCGAUGUCCGUCCCGACGAGGCCGUUGCGGUGAACUCCGUCUUCGAGCUUCACCCCAUGUUAGCUCGACCAGGCGCGAUCGACAAGGUGCUGUCCUCGAUCAAGUCCAUGAAGCCCAAGAUCUUCACAAUAGUCGAGCAAGAAGCGAACCACAACGGACCGUUCUUCGUGGAACGCUUCAAUGAGGCCUUGCAUUACUACUCGAGCCUGUUCGACUCGUUGGAGGGGUCCGGGUUGGUGCCGCCAACUCAGGACCUGCUGAUGUCGGAGGUGUAUUUGGGGGAGCAGAUAUGUAACGUGGUGGCGUCUGAUGGGGCGGACCGAGUCGAGCGGCACGAGACGUUGACUCAGUGGCGGGCACGAAUGGGAAUGGCGGGGUUCGAGCCGGUCCACCUCGGAUCGAACGCAUUCAGGCAGGCGAGCAUGCUGUUAGCCUUGUUUGCCGGCGGGAAUGGGUACAGAGUGGAGGAGAACAAUGGGUGUCUCAUGCUUGGCUGGCACACCCGGCCUCUCAUCGCCACCUCGGCUUGGCAGCUCAUCGUCUCCGAUUCACCAUAAUAAGUCAACUCAGUUUAGUGAUGGGAAACUACGGAGUUAGACGAGUGAGCGAGGUGGUAGAGAAAUUAAAACCAUUCAAGCAGUUUAAUUCCACUUUCUACCCGACUCUUCAAGUCUUAACCAUUUUGUUUUUUGUUAUUUUUAGUCAAUGUAACUUCUUAGAAUUUUUUUUUUAUUUGUUUUGUGUUUUGUUUUGAUCAAGAGAAUGUGUAUCUAUAAUUAACUUCUAAUAAUAAAUGGCCAGCAUGAUUCUCAGCAA
Carya illinoinensis is the source of this 2264-nucleotide messenger RNA. Its product is annotated as DELLA protein GAI-like. NCBI's taxonomy places the organism in Eukaryota, Viridiplantae, Streptophyta, Magnoliopsida, Fagales, Juglandaceae. The record is from RefSeq and is a predicted model, not a curated record. Gene Ontology annotation, biological process: negative regulation of gibberellic acid mediated signaling pathway; negative regulation of seed germination; hyperosmotic salinity response. Gene Ontology annotation, cellular component: nucleus. The coding region runs from base 212 to 2005 and encodes 597 amino acids. Gene Ontology annotation, molecular function: sequence-specific DNA binding; DNA-binding transcription factor activity. The transcript has a single exon.